This is a messenger RNA of Colletotrichum fioriniae, 210 nucleotides long. The record is from RefSeq and is a predicted model, not a curated record. Lineage: Eukaryota; Fungi; Ascomycota; Sordariomycetes; Glomerellales; Glomerellaceae.
AUGGAUGCAGAGGUCAUCAUCACUACGCUCGGUGGUGGCAGAGAGCGUGACGUUGAUGGCAACAUGAUUCGAGUCAAGGAGGGCUUUGAGAGAAAUCUGUCCUCUGCACAAGCUUCCAUGAUGAAAGCAAUGCCCGUUGGCGUCAUCUUAGGCAAGUCAUUCCUUUUCGCAGGAACACUAUAUCUGGACAACAUACUCAUUUCCAAAUAG